Bubalus bubalis (water buffalo) is the source of this 5734-nucleotide messenger RNA. Its product is annotated as KIAA0930 ortholog. The transcript is spliced from 10 exons. The record is from RefSeq and is a predicted model, not a curated record. NCBI's taxonomy places the organism in Eukaryota, Metazoa, Chordata, Mammalia, Artiodactyla, Bovidae. The coding region runs from base 100 to 1320 and encodes 406 amino acids.
CGCCGGAGAUGGAUGGAUCUCCCCUCCUGAGCCCUUGGGGCUCCCUGCCAGACAGCCUGCCGAGCCUUCUCUCAGAUCCAGGCUUCCCUUCCCCGUGCGAUGCUGCUGAUUCAUCCUGGGGCUGGAGUCCGCGGUGCUGCGGGGCUCGGGGCCUCCCGGGGAGGGUGUUUCAAGGACGAUCGCAUCGUCUUCUGGACGUGGAUGUUCUCCACCUACUUUAUGGAGAAGUGGGCCCCGCGCCAGGACGACAUGCUCUUCUACGUGCGCCGGAAGCUGGCGUUCGCAGGCAGCGAGGGCGCCCUGGACGGGCGGAAGCUGGCGGAGGCCGAGCCCGAGGUGGAGGUGGAGGUGUACCGGCGGGACUCCAAGAAGCUGCCGGGCCUCGGAGACCCGGACAUCGACUGGGAGGAGAGCGUCUGCCUGAACCUCAUCCUGCAGAAGCUGGACUACAUGGUGACCUGUGCUGUGUGCACGCGAGCCGACGGCGGGGACAUCCACAUCCACAGGAAGAGGUCCCAGCAAGUGUUCGCGUCCCCCAGUAAGCACCCCAUGGACAGCAAAGGGGAGGAGUCCAAGAUCAGCUACCCCAACAUCUUCUUCAUGAUCGACAGCUUCGAGGAGGUGUUCAGCGACAUGACCGUGGGGGAAGGGGAGAUGGUCUGCGUGGAGCUGGUGGCCAGUGACAAGACCAACACGUUCCAGGGAGUCAUCUUUCAGGGCUCCAUCCGCUACGAGGCGCUCAAGAAGGUGUAUGACAACCGAGUGAGCGUGGCAGCCCGCAUGGCCCAGAAGAUGUCGUUCGGCUUCUACAAGUACAGCAACAUGGAGUUUGUACGCAUGAAGGGGCCCCAGGGCAAGGGCCACGCUGAGAUGGCCGUCAGCCGCGUGUCCACCGGCGACACGUCCCCCUGCGGGACCGAGGAGGACUCUAGCCCGGCUUCGCCCAUGCAUGAGCGGGUAACCUCCUUCAGCACACCCCCCACCCCCGAGCGGAACAACCGGCCCGCCUUCUUCUCCCCAUCUCUCAAGAGGAAGGGGCCGCGGAACCGGAUCACGGAGAUGAAGAAGUCUCACUCCGCCAAUGACAGCGAGGAGUUUUUCCGGGAGGACGACGGGGGAGCUGACCUGCACAACGCCACCAACCUGCGAUCUCGCUCCCUGUCGGGCACGGGGCGCUCCCUGGUCGGGUCCUGGCUGAAGCUGAGCAGGGCGGACGGGCACUUCCUUCUCUAUGCACACCUGACCUACGUCACUUUGCCGCUGCAUCGGAUUUUAACAGACAUCCUGGAAGUUCGGCAGAAGCCCAUCCUGAUGACCUAGCCGUGUGCGGAGCCCGCGCGGAGCCCCCCAGCCCUGCCCAGUCCUGGGAGUGCUGCCAAGUGCCUACCUGCCCACCGCCACUGGGGUCUUCCAGGACCACCCAGCGCUGGAGCCGGAGCCAGGCGGGGCCGCUCGACUCCUGGGGCCAGGGCCGACUCCACGAACACCAGCCCAAACUGAAGUGCCUCUUCCUCGUCCCUGCUGGCCCUGCUCUGGCCCCCGCGCCCGCCCACCCACCACCCUCAGCCUGUCUCUGGGGGAACCCUCUGCACCCUGAGGAGCAGACCCGCCAGUAGGCCGCAAGAGAGCAAGGGAGCGGCCAGCUCGUGGACCCGACGCUCACCUCCCAGCAGACAGCAGGGAGACCACCUGGCUGGAGCCGCACCACGUGUCCAGCGCUCACGGAAAACCAGUUUAAGAUGUGGUGACGCUGAUCUGAUGAGUUAGUCCCGAUCGUCUGUCCUCCCAGCUUCCCCACGGUCGUCUUUAGAUGGGUUUCCACAGGGAGCACGGCCGUCUGCUGGCUCUGCCCUGGGCUGGGAAUACCUCACCCCACGCCCGGCUCCAGACCAGCCCUCGUCCCGCCAGAAUGGCCUUUGAUUCCAGCCAAAGAGCAUCACCCACAUACACACACCUCCAACCUGGAGACGACCUGUCUGCACCUCGGCUGACAUGACCUGCAGUAUUGGGGUCUUGGGGGCAGGAGGGAGGGGUCGUACCCAGACAGGAGAAGGGUGGGGUCUCCUGCAGGAAGGGUGGAUGGUGCGCUGUGGGGUCGACGUCCUCCCAGGAAGGUUCCAGGCCGAGCCUCCGUCCUCCGGGGCCAGGGCAGGGACUGGAGCGUCUAGUCUUCCCUGCUUUCCUGGAGCUCAUUUUCUUUGGCUGGGUGUGCGGGUCCCACCUCUCAGGCCAGUCACUGAGGCAAAGAGGCAUUGGCUUCCCUGUGGCCUGGGGCUGGUCAGGCCUCCUUCCAGCUUGGACGGAAGGUUUCCGUCUGCGGGGACACACCGUGCUCCUCUCAGAACCGCGAGCCUCCCCGGGAGCAGAAAUGUCGCUCCUGCCGCUUCCCACGGGAUAAGCCGUCAGCUGGGUCUCUGCUGCUCUGUGCACACCCUCAGGGAUAUCUGAAGGGUCCCUGGUGUGCGGGUAGCGACUCCCCUGGGGGAGGAGAGGGGGAAGGAGGAGGGGCUCGUGUUCCUGUCCGUUUCUGUCCUUCGUGCUCCAAGGGUUUGCUUCGAGCUCCGGGAAACAGGGGGACUCCUUUGGGGCUUCUCCAGAUUUUGUAUGCUGUUAUUAAAAGCGAGCUACUGCAUUUCAUUCUGCCUCAGUUUGCCCACCUAUGAAUGGGGCUGAUACCACCUACCUCACUGAAGUCUCCAGGGUUCUAGCGCACGACCAGGUCAGGGUGAGAUGGCCAGUCAUUCCGCAUAGCUCAGCUCAGGUGUCGGGUCAUAGGAAUGCUUUCCUCCCCCUCCCUGCCCACCCCAACCCUGUCACCCGGGCUAAGAAGGCGAGUGGUGGGAUCGGGGCGAACAUUCUCACCUUCUCUGACAGCGCCCGGCUCACCCAUGUUCGGCCGCAUCUCAGCUCCUCACACAAUUUGACCAUCUGACGUCCCAAAGCUGCGUCUUCCAGCCCCAGAGCGCUGGAGUAGAGCUUCAGGGAGCCGGGAGCCCGGCCCAGGGUCCUGAGACGGGGGUUGAGUGUUGCCUGGGCUCCUUUCCUUCCUGGUUUUCUGGGGUCUGAAGGCUCUGGGCCCCGACCUCGGGAGAAAUGCAGUCCUGACUCAUCUCCCGGCGGUGAGGUCGUUCAGCACACGUGCAACUGCAGGGCCCUCCCCGUCGUCAGCGGUGAGGAGCCGGACGAGGGGCCUCCCACUGGGGCCAGGAAUAGGCUCCCCUGUUGAGAGCCGCGUAGGGUAACUGAGGGCCAACUGCAGGAAGGUUGUAUGCAUGCUUUGCAGAUCUUAGAAAUGAGGGCCUGGGGUUAGCAAUCACAGCUCACUCGUAAAGUGCAUGAACAGACGCGCAGCACGGUUUGGCUGUUUCGUAUCCAACGUUGAGGAGUCCCUGGCGUACGCAGGCGCUGCGCUGGACUUUUAGGUGCCAUCAUCACCCCCGUCUUAGAGACGAGGAGGCCGCCACAGAGAGGUUAGGUGAACUGUCCCAAGACUGAACAGCGAGUGGGGCAGCAGGAGCACAGCCCAGGUGUCCAGCUCUGUGGACACUGAGCCGCGACCCCCUGCCACCCAGGACGGACACAGGAGCGGAGCUUUCUCAGUCUUAAACCCUCCCCCGGGCACUUCUGACACUUGAUCUAAACAAGCGUAGAGGCGUUUGGUCACUAGGCAGUAAGCCCUUGCUCUGAGUUUUGCUUUUUUCGGUCCCAAAUGACUUCAGUAACAGAGUCACAGAGAGGCACGUGACAGCUGGAACUGGGCCUCCAGCGUCCCGGGGCGUCUCGGUGUUGCCACACCUCACUUCCUGUAAGGCCAUCUUUCAUUUUGCAAGAACAUGCCUGACUUCUGUAACAUGGAGGUGGCCAGAGCUGUGGACAUGUCUUAAAUGGGAACUGGAUUCAAGUCCGGGGUUCCUUUGAAGAAACCUGUAACCUUUAAGCUUUUUAAGGACAUGAGCGAGGCAGCUCCCUGCUUUACAGUGAAACGGCUCGGUCCUGCAGCCAGGCCGGGCCUGCUGUCUGUCUGCAUCUCCCAGCGCCUGAGGGUUCAGGCAGCAUUGAGCCUCCAUUCCAGUGUCUGAUAGAAGGAAUGUUCAGUUGUCUGUGAAAACAGCUGAGCCUAGCUACUUCAAAAGAAUAUUAUUUAAAACAAAUAUCAUUUAAAACAUUCGGUAACAGAGAAGUUGUCAAAGACAAGCAAAGUAUCCUAUAGCCAGUCAGCUUGGAGAUAGCGUGGGUUUUCUGGUGAGUCAGAGCCUUGUUAACAUUUGGGCUUUUCAAGGACUGUGAGCAAAGCAUCAGAAAUCAACCAGGUUUCUACCAAAGAUGCUAAUGACAGGAAGGCAUAUUCCUGAUGUGGUUUUGUUUUUUUUUCCCCAAAGAAUCUAGCUAGAGUCAAACCAGGAUUUCUUUUUGCUAUUUUAAUCACAUAAACUAGUCAGUAAACAUUUUCGAAGAAUGAUGUGAAAACAUCAUUUUUUUUCUGUUAAAAGACAUUCCAGAGAAAGUCCCUAUGCAGUUACUAUUGUCUAAUGACUGACAUUUGAAAAACAUAUUUGACAUUAUCAUAAUACAGGCAUUUUAAAUUGCUGGCCAAAUUUUUAAGGUUUACAGAUAAAACUGUUAACUUACACCUUGGUAAUAGGAUCCACUCUGAUAAUUCUGUUCAGUUUUCCGGUGCAGCUAGAAUUUAGUUUCAAAAGCCAAGUGUCUUUUGACAGUUCAUGGAUUAUUCCUGUUCAGGCCUUUUCUUUCCUGAGUAUCAGAAAGCAGAGCUGUUUCUCUUUGAAAGGUAUCCGCCCUAGUGGGACAGACUCCGGCAGCAAUGCGAUGCUGGCCCAGGUCGGGCCCCAGAGCCGGGAUGAAGCAGCGUCUAGGGGCGUCAGACGUCCUUUGGACAGGGCUCCUCUCUGGCCAGAGUCCCGCCCCAUCCUCCCAGGAGCUGGGUGCUGGGGGCACCGUGGCUUCUUUCCCUUGUCCCUGCUCACGGACUGACUGGGCACUGACGUGGCCAUGGAUGGAAAGGAGCCCUGAAGCCCUUCCUUCGUCUGAGCCCCAGGGCAGCACACGGAAGCCAAAUCAGUUGAACACCGAGUGGCCUGGCGUUGGGUUCAGAGUCCACAGCGGGUAGAGCCUCGGGAGCAGAGGCAGCCGGCCUCGUGGAGGUGUUUGUUUACAGUUCUCUACCCUACUGAGGCGGGCGGGCAUCUUUGCGGCUGCGGCUCCAGCCCUGAGCUCAGCAGAUCAAAGCCCACAGCGAUGCUCCAGCUCCGCUCCGGGUAUCCAGUCUCUCGUUUCCCCACUUCCUGAAGGUUGGGCUAUUUAGGUGUAAAUAGUAAUCUUUCAUGGUCUCCAAACGGAUUCUAUGUGUGACAAUAUGUAAACCUGAAAAGAAAACCUGUGGAGGUUUUUCACAACUUUGAGGCUCAAUUAAAAUGAUUUCUACAAAGUAUAUUUUAGCAGAAACACCACGACGGCGUACUUUGACUGUAUUAGGAUCUGUUGGUGGUGUUUCCAUAAGCACUGUCAACGGCUUCGGGAUUAACCAUCUUCCACAUACAAUAGGAAUAAUUUCUAAGCAGUAAUUGUGGUUGGCUGUUAGCCGUGCUUUAUGACUUUGCAUUUCUUUUGAAAGUUGAUUUGCAUGUUGGGUAUUAUUUAUUUCUUCUCUAUUGAAUCUGUACCAUUAUUUUUUUCUCUAAAGGGUGUUUCGGAUUAAAUACGGAUACUACUUCAA